Molecule: messenger RNA, 1869 nt
Organism: Fonsecaea monophora
Lineage: Eukaryota; Fungi; Ascomycota; Eurotiomycetes; Chaetothyriales; Herpotrichiellaceae
Exons: 2
Coding region: 1-1869 (622 amino acids)
Biological process (GO): fatty acid alpha-oxidation
Cellular component (GO): peroxisome
Molecular function (GO): catalytic activity; thiamine pyrophosphate binding; magnesium ion binding
Source: RefSeq, a predicted model, not a curated record
AUGGACUCAUCCUCACCCACCGGCGCCAAAGUCAUCGCCCAGGCCCUUCACGACCUGGGUGUCACGGUGCUGCACACGUUGGUCGGCAUCCCCGUGGCCGACAUCGCCGAGGAGGCCAUCGACCUGGGCAUCCGCGUCGUCGGGUACCGCAACGAGCAGGCUUGCAGCUACGCCGCCUCCGCGUACGGAUACCUCACGGGCAAGCCGGCCGUGUGUCUGUUGACGGGCGGGCCGGGGAUAUUGCAUGGUAUGGCUGGGAUCGGCAACGCCUCCGCCAAUGCAUUCCCCCUGCUCGUCCUCGGCGGCUCCUCCGAGUCCAGCCUGGCCACCAAGGGCGGUUUCCAAGAAAUGGACGCCAUCGCCCUCCUGACGCCGCACACCAAGAGAGCCAUCCGCCCCACGGCGAGAGACCCGGCCACCAUCGUCGCCGCGAUCCGCAACGCCUACCGCACCGCCUGGUACGGUCGGCCGGGCCCGUCGUUUGUCGACCUACCCACGGAGCUGAUCAUGGAACCUACGACCACCCCGGCAAAGGCCUCAGACGUACACCCACCCAUCAAAGUCCUGUCUCCCCCCAAACCGGCCGCGGACCCGGCCCUCGUCAUCGCGGCAGCGAACCUCCUCAAAUCGGCGGCCGCGCCGCUCGUAAUCGUGGGAAAAGGCGCAGCAUACGCCCGGGCCGAGAACUCGAUUCGCAGCCUCGUCUCGACCCACCACUUACCCUUCCUCCCGACGCCCAUGGGCAAAGGUAUCGUCCCGGACUCGCACCCCCUGAACACGUCGUCCGCCCGCUCGGCCGCGCUCAAGCACGCCGACGUCAUCCUCCUCCUGGGCGCCCGGCUGAACUGGAUCCUCCAUUUCGGAGAGGCCCCCAAGUACCGCCGAGACGUCAAGAUCAUCCAGGUCGACAUCUCGCCCGAGGAGCUGGGCCGGGCCAACAGCCUCGGCGAGCCGUCGCUCAGCAUUUUCGGGGACAUUGGAUUCGUCGUGGAGCAACUCCGGCACGAACUGGGAAGGGAGUGGAAGGCGUUUCCGAGUGACACCUUUCGCUCGUCAUCGUCGUCGCCGCAGCCGUCAUACUUCUCUCUCCUCUCGGCCGCGGCCGCGAAGAAUGAACAAAAGUGGGAUCGUCUGUCGACAACACCUACCAAGCCCAAUGCUCUACUGACGUACGAGCGUGCCUACCACAUCAUCAAGGCUCAGCUCCACGCCCUCUCCCCACCCCAGGACGGCGGCAUCGUGUACGUCUCCGAGGGAGCCAACACCAUGGACAUCUCGCGCAGUGCGUUCCCCCUCGAACAUCCCCGCCAGCGUCUCGACGCCGGCACAUACGCGACCAUGGGCGUCGGGCUGGGGUACGCAAUCGCCGCGUGGGCCGCGCACAACAUCCCGCGCCGGGGCAGCAAGAAGAUUGUCGCGCUCGAGGGAGACUCGGCGUUUGGGUUUUCCGGCAUGGAGAUCGAGACCAUGGCCCGGCACAAGAUGGACGUCCUGAUCAUCCUCAUGAACAACAGCGGCAUAUACAAGGGCGACGCGCCCGACGAGGCCAGCUGGAAGGAAAUGCAGGUGCAGACCGCGCAGGACGAUACGAGGAUCGCCACCAACGCGCCGCCUCGCACGAAGGGUCUGCGGAGUACCUCCCUCCUGUACCAGACGCGGUAUGAGUGUCUGGCCGACAUGGUCGGUGGGAGAGGCUGGCUUGUGCGCACCGAAGACCAGUUGGCCGAGGCGACCAGGCUGGCUUUCCUGGAACGUGAGAAAGUCUGUAUCUUGAACGUCAUCAUUGACCCCGGCCUAAACAGCGCCGCGAGCUUUGGGUGGCUGGAGACCAAGGAGAAGCAUGGCGGUGGAAGCGAAAGCAAAUUGUGA